This is a messenger RNA of Neoarthrinium moseri, 2688 nucleotides long. RefSeq lists its product as uncharacterized. Gene Ontology annotation, molecular function: RNA polymerase II cis-regulatory region sequence-specific DNA binding; protein binding; chromatin DNA binding. The transcript has 7 exons. The record is from RefSeq and is a predicted model, not a curated record. Gene Ontology annotation, biological process: regulation of gene expression. The coding region runs from base 1 to 2688 and encodes 895 amino acids. NCBI's taxonomy places the organism in Eukaryota, Fungi, Ascomycota, Sordariomycetes, Amphisphaeriales, Apiosporaceae.
AUGGCCAACCACCACCCGUCGCCCCAGAUGCCGAUGCAGAUGCAUCACGGCCCGCAGGGGCCCCCGCCCCCGGGGCCUGUCCACUAUCCCACGGCGCCUUCGCGCCAGAUCAACACUGUCAAUGAACUGCUGUGGAUGCAAAUAGGAAGCUUCUCGGAGCUUUUGGGUAGCCUCGACGAUGCUAUGAACGCAUACGACCAUGCGCUUCGAGCGAACCCGCAGUCCAUCCCUGCGAUGAACGCGAUCAGUCUCAUCCUUCGAACUCGUGAGGAGUUUCACAAGGCAGUGGAAUACCUCCAAGCCAUCCUCAAGAUAGACGAACGGAACGGCGAAGUCUGGGGCAGUCUUGGCCAUUGCUAUCUGAUGAUGGAUGACCUGCAACAGGCUUACGCCGCUUAUCAAUCAGCUCUGGUCAACCUGCCAAACCCCAAGGAACCUAAGCUUUGGUACGGCAUUGGUAUACUGUAUGACCGCUACGGUUCAUUGGAACAUGCCGAGGAGGCGUUUUCUCAGGUCAUGCAAAUGCAGCCCGACUUUGAGAAGGCCAACGAAAUCUACUUCCGCUUGGGUAUAAUAUACAAACAGCAGGCGAAGUAUGGUCAGAGCUUAGAAUGCUUUAACUAUAUUGUGACGUCUCCUCCUCCGCCCUUGACCGAGGAAGACAUUUGGUUCCAGAUCGGACACGUCCACGAGCAACAGAAAGACUACGAUAGCGCCAAGACGGCCUAUAGCAGAGUUCUUGAUAGAGACCCGAACCACGCCAAGGUUCUGCAGCAACUGGGAUGGCUCCACCAUCAGCAGAGCAGCAGCUUCCAAAGUCAGGAACGGGCUAUCGAAUACUUGGAGAAGUCCGUCUCUGCUGACAACAACGAUGCACAGAGCUGGUAUCUCUUGGGCCGGUGCUACAUGUCGCAACAGAAGUACCCGAAGGCAUAUGAAGCAUAUCAGCAAGCAGUUUACCGUGAUGGUCGCAACCCGACCUUUUGGUGCUCGAUUGGUGUGCUCUACUACCAGAUCAACCAAUACCGCGACGCGCUUGAUGCAUACUCUCGUGCAAUUCGCCUCAACCCUUACAUCUCCGAGGUUUGGUAUGAUCUCGGUACACUGUACGAGAGCUGCAAUAACCAGAUUUCGGAUGCUCUUGAUGCCUACCAGCGAGCGGCUGAACUCGACCCCAACAAUCCACACAUCAAGGCGAGACUGCAGCUUCUCCGCCAAGGCCAGUCGAGUGGUCAGAUAGUCCAAGGUCCUGCCCCGGUACCCACCGACGUUCACCCGCAGUCUUACGGAGCUCAAGGACCUCAGGCACCCCAGUGGACGGGAGCUUCGUCUGCACCCCAGCAACAACAGCCCGGCCGACCUCCUGUCGGGCCUGGCGGGGCAAACGGAUGGGGCCGACUAUCCGAAGUCAACCCCCCUCAGCCUCCCAACCCGUACGACCAGAGAGAGCCUUUCCGGGGUCAGGCACCGCCUAUGCCGCGCCAGCCCAGUCCCCGCCAGGAACCGCCAAUGAGACCAUAUGGUGAAGCCAGCCGUCAAGGACCGCCUCCGGGUCCUGGUCCGAUCCGUCGCGGUCCCUCGCCUGGUCCUCCGCAACACUACGGUGGCCCUCCGCCCCAGGGCCAGUCUCAACCGCCGCCGCCGUCUUCAGGACCACCGGCGCGGGUCAGCAACCCGAACUACACCCCAGCUCCCCUGGCAGGUAUGCAAUCUCAACCAAAUGGCCCACCUAGCGGACCGCCCAACGGCGCACCUCCACCGCACUUGAUGCCAUACCGGGCAGGAUCUCCCCGCUCGGAGUCUCGCCCUCCCAUGCGUGACAGCCGCAUGCCUUCUCCCAAGUCAGCGUACCCCCAACACCAACCCCCGCCGUACGGCCACCACCAGGAGCCAGCUGGCCCCAGCAACUUGGAGAACGGCCCACCAAAGCCGAUGAUGGGACCUGAUGGUCCUAUUCAUCGUAUUGAUGAGCGCCCUGCUUCCGUUGGCCCCAAGAGGAUGAGGGAGUGGGAAGAUGAACCGUCGAUCAAAAAGCCUGCUUCUGAGGAGAACCGGGCGCUCAUCCACGACAUGCGUCACCGACGCCCGUCAACCCCACUGAGAGGCCCUGAGCCGUACCGCCGGAAUUCUCCGGAGGCUCACCGUUUCGAGGAGCAGCGGCGGCUGGAUGAACAGCGUCGUGCGGAAGAUCAGCGCAGAGCUGAGGACAUGAGACGUGCAGAUGACCAGCGCCACGGAACGGAACCCUACCACCCGUCCGAGGCUGCUCACCACCAGCCUGCGCAUAACAUGCCGGCCCACUUGCCUCCUAUGCAGCAAGGACCCUCUCCGAUGCAAGGAAUCGUCCAUGAGGGGCCUCCACAGGGACCCGGCCCAGCCCCACUGAAGGAUUACCCACCACAGGACGAGCGCCCAAGGACUGAACACCCUUCGGCUCCUACUCCUGCACCUCCUGCUGCGGCCGCUGCACCUCCUCCGCCGCCAACCAGCGAACCUGAGCGUGCCGCCAGGAAGAUGGAUGUCGACGAAGACUAUGACGACAGCGGUGAGGAAGACAAGAAGGUCAACGUUGGCGGUCCCAACUCUGGCCCGACAUCUGCGUCGGGAGAGAUGAAGACGUCGACUCCUACCAGUGCCGGCAUGAAUGGGAUCAUGGGGCCUGCGCCCAAGACCGAGGGCGCAGCCUAA